Molecule: messenger RNA, 992 nt
Organism: Clupea harengus (Atlantic herring)
Lineage: Eukaryota; Metazoa; Chordata; Actinopteri; Clupeiformes; Clupeidae
Product: protein C19orf12 homolog
Source: RefSeq, a predicted model, not a curated record
UCGAAACUGAAUGUAGGCGCCCUAUAGGCUAACCGAAAGCUCAAAACUUUUGUGCAGGUGAAUUCGAAACAAAAAAACAUACAAGAUAAUACGCGCAACCAAGUAAGCGGAAGGUCUCGACAAUCAAAACUGUCAAAGAAAGUUAAUAUGCCUUCCAGAAUGGACGAUGUUAUGCGUCUAUGCUGUAAUCUAUCAGCAAAUCAGCAGAUAAAAGUUGCAGUGAAGAAUUCGGGCAUAGGUGCUGCCGUUGCUGGGGGGACUGCAUUCAUUGGAGGACUACUAGCAGGCCCCCCAGGACUUGCCGCAGGAGGUGCUGUGGGGGGUCUCCUUGGUUGCUGGAUGACCAGAGGGCAGUUUAAGCCACUGCCACAGAUCAUUUUGGAGCUGCCAUCUCACCAGCAGCAGAAACUCUACUCUGACAUCAUGUCGGCGCUCGGCACAUUGGACUGGACAGACCUAGCGCAGCUGACAGCUCUGGUCAUGGGUAACGCCACACUCCAGCAGCAGGUGGCUGCAGCGCUGCUCAGCUACGUCAAGAAGGAGCUAAGAGCUGAGGUGCGAUAUGGAGAUUGACCAGCAGGGGACAGCACAGGCGGAGAUGAACAUAACUGACAUACUUACCAGUCAAAAUGUGACAAUGAUCUCACAGAACAGUUUAAGAUUGCUUAUAUGAAGGAAAAAGAAUGCAGCUAUUUGUGAAAUAGCGUUUUUUCACCAAAAUGCCUUAUUUGAUGUUCUCUUCUACAUAUCCAUGUUCAUAAAUAACUGUGUCCCAUAAAGUGCAUGGAACAGUCCUGUUGGAAACUAAGGAACAGAGGUUUGUCUCUUUGGAAAAUGUCAUAAGAGAACAGGUAUCAGCUGUUAGCUUCAUAGUGUCAUGAUAUGAUUUUUAAGGUCCCAUAAGAAUAGUAUACAAAAGAAUUUGGCUGUAUCCACAGUCAAACCAGUGCCUCACACUUCACCAACACCAGGUGUAUAUUAUCCACAAUAAA